Messenger RNA from Alosa sapidissima (American shad), 1720 nucleotides. Its product is annotated as B-cell receptor CD22-like. Bases 63 to 1529 code for a protein of 488 amino acids. The transcript is spliced from 8 exons. The record is from RefSeq and is a predicted model, not a curated record. NCBI's taxonomy places the organism in Eukaryota, Metazoa, Chordata, Actinopteri, Clupeiformes, Clupeidae.
UGCCUGUGUCGUCAGUUGCAGCAGUGACAAGUUUGGUUCCUCAGAGAGCUUCACUUGUUGUCAUGAUACCACUGUUUUUCAAGGAUAACGGCAAGGGUUUAAGGAUGACGAGCUGUGUGGCCUCCCUUGCUUUGGUGAUUCUGUUCACCACUCAAGAUGUGUUUGGUGAACAUUGGAAGGUUGCCUACAAACCUGAGAGUGCCUGUGUUUUUGUGGGGUCUCCAGUGAACAUGUCCUGCUCUUUCACCCACCCCAGUAGUGUGACCAUUAAGGAGAUUUACUGGACAAAAGAAAAGUACCAGGACCCUCCUGAUCUAACAGGAGACCCAAACUACAGAGACCGAGUAAUUGUACACAGGCAACAAGGAACUAAAAUAUGCAAUUUGCAAAUAAAACCAGUAAAUAUGUUAGAUAGUGAUAGCAGAUAUUACUGCAGUUCAAUAUUCAAUGAGAGCCAGAAGUGGACUGGAGAUCCAGGGGUCCAUCUGCAAGUUAAAGAAUCUCCAGAGAAACCUCCAGUGUCCAUCAGUCCCCAUGGUGACAUACUUGAAGGAAUAGACGUGACUCUGACCUGUAGCAGCAGGUCUGAUCUACAAGUGCGGAGCUACAGCUGGUUUAAGAGAAAUCCAGUGCAGUUUCUGGGUACAGGACAUACAUACACCUUCAAACAGAUCAGACCUGAAGACAGUGGAGAAUAUACCUGCAAGUCAUCCUAUGAAUGUGGUGACAGGUACUCAACUAUGGUAUACCUCCAUGUUUUCUAUCCCCCAAAAAACACAACCAUGUUAGCAGAUCAGCCCUUUGUAAUCGCCAAAGGCAACAGGACGACUCUGACCUGCAGCAGUGUUGCCAACCCACCAGUAGAGAGCUACACCUGGUUUAAGAUGGAUGAGUCCACUCCAGUAGGAUCAGGACAGCAAUACAGCAUCACUAACAUCCGUUCUGAGGAUGGAGGACAAUACUACUGUGUGGCCAGAAAUAAAUAUGGAGCUGAGAACUCUACUGCUGUGUCCAUCACAGUUGAAGGUAUGGGUGCAUCUCCUGGGCUAAGAGACCGGAGCUCUGCACUUCCUGCUGUGGUUGCAGUCUUCAUCUGUGGACAUGUGGCUCUGGUCUGUGUGGUGGUCUGGGUGAGGAUAAUGAAAAGGAGGCAGAAGCCAGAGGAUCAGGACCUUCAGUACUCCAGCGUUAAUGUCCAGAACAGACGAGGAGCAGAGGAUGAUGGUCAGUACUGCAAUAUUAACCUCCAGAGAUCUGGCCAGAGCAGAGUUGAUGUGGCUGCAGGAGGAGCAGAAGAUGAUGGUCACUACUCCACCGUCCAGCCCCACGGCUCCAGACAGACUGCAGGAGCUCAGGGGGACGACGUCCAGUAUGCCAGUGUCCAGUUUAAGAAGGCCAUGGCUGCAGAUAGGACCCCUGUUCAGCCAGAGGGGGAGCCCUCUCCCAUCUACAGCUGUGUGCAGGGCAGUCAGGAUCCCUCUGUGGUCUACAGUGGUGUUCAGCCCAGCAAUGGAGGGACACCACACUGACAUCAAUGGAAUGAGCACUAUGGGGAUGGGAACAACUCUAUGACAUUUGAGAUUAAGGGUUCAAUAUGAAGAAAAUAAGCAUUUGAUGUUUUGUGUGUGUUUAUGGAUGCAUGUUUUCUGUUUUAUGUGCUUUGUAAUACCUAUUACUUACUCACGCACUAAUUUAUCAUUAAACUUCAGGACAAACACAA